Sinocyclocheilus anshuiensis is the source of this 2657-nucleotide messenger RNA. RefSeq lists its product as uncharacterized. The transcript is spliced from 3 exons. The record is from RefSeq and is a predicted model, not a curated record. The coding region runs from base 286 to 2652 and encodes 788 amino acids. NCBI's taxonomy places the organism in Eukaryota, Metazoa, Chordata, Actinopteri, Cypriniformes, Cyprinidae.
GAAGAUGUUUUAGAAGAACUUCAAGAAUGCAACAGUUCACAUAAUGGUAAGCAGCACAAUUUAUACGCCAGUUUAUUAUUAAUGUGUAUUUUAGGUUAGUUUUUUGUUACCCUAAUAUAUUGUAUUGUUAUAUGUUUUAUAGAUGAUGAUGACGAAAGUAUUCAGCUGUUCCUUGAGUCCAGUGAUUCAGAUGAAGAAACCAAUACCUUUCUGGAUGAGUUUGUGGCUGAAGAGGGUGAAGAAGUGGAAAUUCUUGCGGAGGAGCAGAGUGAAGCCUAUCUAAACAUGCAAGAUGGAGAGGAGCAUGGAAGUGAUCAGUCUUCAGAAAAACCAGAAGACUUACUGAUGAAACUUUUGGCCAUGAUGAUUUUGUCAUGGCAAGCAUCUUUCAAGAUUUCUGACAAUGCCAUCACAACACUACUUCUGUGCAUGAGGCAGUUCAUGUGGACGGUAGGAAAUGUUCUGUGUGUUGAUUUCCUCACUGCUUUCGCAAGCAAUAUUCCGAAGACUUUAUCCUCUUUGAGGAAAUGGACAGGUAUUGUUCGUGAUAAUUUUGCACAAUAUGUGGUUUGUCCAAAAUGUAUGGUAAUAUACACGCUAUCUGAAACCUAUGAGGUCAAACAGGAUGGUACAAAGGUAUGUAAGUCUUGUAGUUACAUCCCAUUCUCCAAACACCCACAGAAAAGAUCUGCUCAAAAGAAGAAAUGUGGUUCUGCCUUGCUAAGAAAGCUAAAAUCUUCCACUGGGAAAGAGUUUGUAUAUCCAAUACGGCCCUACUGUUACAGCAGCGUUAGGCAGUCUUUGGAAGUUCUUGUUAAAAGACCUGGAUUUCUGCAAAAGUGUGAAGAAUGGCGACUGCGAAAAAUGCCAGAGUGUGUGUUCGGAGAUGUUUAUGAUGGACAAGUAUGGAAGGAUUACCAUUAUGUGAAUGGAGAGCCAUUCUUAUCAGCCCCAAAUAAUCUGGCAAUGAUGCUCAAUGUGGACUGGUUCCAACCUUUCAAAAAUGCACCUUAUUCAGUUGGAGCCAUCUACUUGGUCAUUUUGAAUUUACCUCGUGAAGACUGUUUUAAGGAAGAAAAUAUGAUUCUUGUUGGACUAAUACCUGGCCCAAAAGAGCCAUCACUAACCAUGAAUGCAUUCUUAGACCCACUGGUUGAUGAGCUCGAAGAACUCUGGAGUGGCAUAAUUUUGGAAGAUAGCUCUUUUUUAGGAUAUCAGGUUUACAGAGCAGCUCUGCUGUGUCUGGCAUCUGAUAUCCCAGCAAGUCGAAAAUGUGGAGGCUUUGUGGGCCAUGGAGCAUACAGAGGAUGUCACAAGUGUUUGAAGACAUUCUCCAAAAAAGAGUUUGGUGCAAAAAUGGACUACUCUGGAUUUGAUCGGUCUUCAUGGGAAUCACGCAUAUCAAAGGACCACAUACACUAUGCUGGAUUAUCGAAGCGGGCAAAAACAAAGGCAGAACAAAUAAGAAUUGAACAUGACUACGGAGCUAGAUGGUCAGAACUUUUCCGCUUGAGUUAUUAUGAUCCCAUCCAAUUUGUUGUCAUAGAUCCAAUGCACAACCUUCUUGGUACAGCAAGACAUGUAUUCCGACUAUGGACAGAAUUAGGAAUUUUAACAGCAAAAAAGCUUGAAGAACUUCAAACUAGAGUGGAAAACAUCAAAGUACCUCAUGAUGUUGGUAGAAUUCCCUUACGAAUUUCAUCAGGCUUUACAGGAUUUACAGCAGAUCAGUGGAAAAACUGGACAACCAUUUACUCCCUGUUUUGUCUGAAGGGGCUUAUUAACAGCAGACACUAUGACAUGUGGUUUGACUUUGUGCAGGCUUGUAUCAUUCUCUGCUCCAGAGUCAUUUCUUUCAAAAGGCUGGAAGUAGCAGAUGGACACCUGCAGGCGUUUCUUUCAAAAUUUGUUGAACUUUUUGGCCCAUUGCACUGCACCCCCAACAUGCAUUUACACCUUCAUUUGAAAGAGUGCAUGUUAGACUACGGACCAGUUUAUUCAUUUUGGUGCUUUUCAUUUGAGCGUUUUAAUGGAAUACUGGGGAACUUUAAUAGCAACAAUAGGGCAAUUGAAGUUCAGAUAAUGAGGCAGUUUCAGCAGAGACAGCAGCUUCGUAUGCCAUGGACGUUUGAAUAUGGUGCUGAAUUUGCCAGUAUCUUAGGAGGUCAAAUGUUUGGGACUUUGUCAUGUGAGGGCACAGCUGAUGUGCUUUAUUUGAACCACAAUGUUUUUGUGUCAGCAGAACGACUUUUGUUAGAAAACUGUACAGUGGUGCCUCUGUCACCAUUCCAGCAGACAAUCUUGGAUGAGACUGACAGAAAUGCAAUGUUAAUCAUGUAUCACCAGAUGUACCCUGAAAAUUGCAAAACUGAGAUUGACUGUUUUGCCAAGACAUGCAAAAGGGUAACAUAUCUUAAUGUAACUUAUUCCAUAGAUGGAUCGAGAGCCGAAAGGUCAGCAUGUGUAUAUGCUAAGUGGUGUGGAAACACUAACAGUUUUGAGGAACCCACCCUUGACCCUAGAGCAGAACCACGGCCGGCUAUUAUCAAGAUUUUUUUUGUUGUAAAUGUGAUGUCAAAAGGUAAUGAAUUUAAACACAUCACUGCACAAGUCUCCUGGCUUCAUCCCCAUCCUGACAGACAUUUUUAUUGAAAGAC